Molecule: messenger RNA, 1422 nt
Organism: Cuscuta europaea
Lineage: Eukaryota; Viridiplantae; Streptophyta; Magnoliopsida; Solanales; Convolvulaceae
Source: the annotation of a GenBank genome assembly
CCCAUAUCACUUCUUUGUAACUCUUUUCUAAAAAUGUUUGACUCAAUUAACAAACCCAAAUUUCCCCCCGCACAUAUAUAGGGUAUCUAAGUAAGGUGUAUUUUCCGUACACAUGCGGCGAGUUGAACGCUUGAACCCAACCUGAACCACCAUUGGAGGUACAUUGAAAAGCGAUCAAGACCGUCGAUGGAAGGCGGAAACGGCGUUGGUGGAAGUGGAGGAGGAUGCAGAGAAGGAGAUUGGGAGUGCAAUGGAUGUGGGAACAGAAACUACGCCUUCAGAAGCUUCUGCAACCGAUGCAAGCAGCCUCGUCUCUUGGUAGACAAUAAAACUCCUCCCGAUUCUAAGUGGCUCCCUCGGAUUGGAGACUGGAUCUGUACAGGUUGCACUAACAACAACUAUGCAUCAAGAGAGAAUUGCAAAAAAUGUGGACAACCAAAGGCGGUGGCCUCAAUGCCAGCAAUGUCAAUCCAUGGUUCAACUCUCACUACUCAUCCAAAUUAUUUUUCUGGGGUACAAGGGGGUUUGCUACAAAGUAGCAUUGGCUUCAUGGGUAAUGGAGCAGUCCAACAUGCUCCGCCUUUGACCUCCCACUGGUCAUCUUUAGCACCUGGUGAUCAUUACGGGGUGCAGUCAGCUUCUGGAUGGACUUUGGCCGGGAACAACUCUUCAGGAGUUCCUUACACAGCACCAAACGGGUGGCGUCAUGGUGACUGGAUUUGCAAAUGUGGGUUCCACAAUUAUUCUUCUCGUGCACAGUGUAAAAGGUGUGAUGCUUCUCUGCCAUCAUCUUCAUCCUCGUCUUUUGGCGGCCAGGCAGUUACAGCUCUGGGGACAAAACGUUUGGCAUCGGAGGAACUGGUUCGUGACUGGGAAAGCAAGAGGCUAAAUGCAGGACAUACACCUGGGAUGCAGCCAUCAUAUCAAGGAGUUCAGUCUGUAGGGAGUGGUGGUGGAAUGUACUCCUUGCAUAACAACAACAUACAGUUACUGCCUGCAGCACCCACACUCCUCGGGAAGGGGGCUAAACAAUGGCGUGAUGGGGACUGGAUGUGCACAAAUUGCAACAAUCAUAACUAUGCAUCUCGGUCACAGUGUAAUAGGUGCCGAACACAAAGAGACGUGAUUGCCCAAUCAGUCAGUGUUGCAUAGUUCUCAGUUACACUUCAUUAUCUUGCAGCUUCAUGGCGGUAUAUUCUUUGAGUACUCUUGCCCCUCCCUUUUUGCAUGGUGCUGGGAAUGUUGUAUGCAUUUCGGGUAGGACUUGAAAGGUUUUUUUCGUUCAACAAUGUUGAUGAUGACUGAUGAGAGAGUGGAGUAUAUUGUGAGAAAUAUGAGAGGAAAGUGCGACUAUAUAUGUUAUUGACACAACUUAAUGGAGACUUGACUAUAACAACUAUCUCAAUGCAUUGUUGUCUCGUG